AUGUACAGGACCAGAGCGCCCGCGUCCUUCUGGGUGGACAUCCGGUCGAGCUGCCUCGUCCACGAGCGAGGAUGUGAAGCUCAAGGUGCCGCUUCCUCCCAGUUCUUGUCCACCAGCUGCCCGGUUUUCCGCCAGGCUGUCCUUCCAGCUGAAGGCAGUCCGACGGUGAAGCAGCUCAAGGAAGUGCUGAGGGAGACAGCUGGGAUAUCUGCCACCACGAAUGCUGUCUACAUGGCGAGGAAGAAGGUGGAGAGAAGCUGUAGGAGCAGGUACGAGGCUUCUUUCAGGGCCCUGAGCCCGUGGAUCCGCGACUUCUGCAUCAGCAACGCUGGGAGCGGGGGAGAUGUGGAGGAGGAGGUGGAGGGGACGUGGAAGGGGACGUUCAAGCGCGCAUGUCUUGUCAGCGGAGCAAUGGCCCACAUGGUCCGACACUGCGGGCUGAGGGUCCUGGGGCAGGUUGCUGACCAAGCUCGUCGCUCGCAGAGUUUCUUCCGGGUCUCGAACAGGUCAGGAACCCCUCAUGAGCCUCUAGGGAACCUGACGCUGGGAUUGUCGAGGUGGUUCCAAGGGCAGGUGAUGGUUGUGGAGAGCUGGCUCAGUGAUGGGUCAAACAUCCCCAUCGCAGCAGGGGUUUUUGCGGAACUCCCGGAGGGCGGAGGAGCGGAGACGGAGGAGAACGCGAGGUACCUGUGGGGCCAUGUGAAGGGCUCGGAGCUGGGCGACUGGAUGAGCGAGAGUCGAGGGAAACUCACGGAGUACGACCUUAUCCCUGCCACCAGCUUCUUUGUGCCCGUUGUGACCGAUGGGAGCAGUUGUGAGCCUGGACGCGAUGGGACGGAAGACUUGUUCUGGAAGGCGCAGGCGGCAACCUCAUGGAAGGAGUGGGACAGCUGCAUGACAGAGCUUGCGGGCAAGAAUGGUGUAGCCCACGAGUUCUUGGAGGAGGCAUCUCACGCUCACCAACGGCCCUCCCGCCAUGCAGGAGACGUUGACUUCGUUCGAAGCUAUGGGAUUAGCAAGUUGGCUGGCAAGAGUCUGUUCGACCUCGACGUUUCUCCCCUCGACCUCUUCCAACAGCUCACUAGGAGCUGGUCCAAGAUAGUUAGGGAGGAGCUGAAGAGGAAGGAUCAGCUGCUCAGCCCUGAUUCACCUGCCACCGGGAUCAGCCGACUCUUCAUAACUCAAGAGGUCAGCGAGAGGUACGCCAAGAAUGUCCGCAGGAGCGCCAUGUGCAGGAUACGAGCAGGGAGCACGAGCGAGUACGCCAUGACGGUGAUGGAGGAAGUCAAAGACGAUCCUGAGGCCAGCGCGAAGCCCCUCCUCCACUCCGUCUCGCUCGUUCACAAGACCUGCAGCCCCUGCGGCUUCUGGCACCAGAUGCAACAGCCGUGCGAGCAUGCAAUCUGUGCAGCGAGAGCGAUGGGAUGGGCGGAUGGAGGGGAAGCGCAACUCAUCCGCAGGCUCUUUGCUCCUCAAUGGCUCGCAGACGAUUUCAUCCUCGCCGCCUCCUCCUCCAGGUUCAGGGUCGUCAUCCCUCGCACUGCGAGCGUCGAGCAGGCAGCGCAUGGGCCUCGCCCUCCUCCGUCCCCUUCCAACGCGUCGAAGCUCGAGACACGACCGACACGAAAGAAACGAAGAGAAGCAGCGAGCGAGCCGAGAGAGCUGCUUGCUUGCCAACCUGGUCAGAGGAAGAGGCCACGCGUUGCGUCUACCAAUGACGAGUGA
Guillardia theta CCMP2712 is the source of this 1725-nucleotide messenger RNA. RefSeq lists its product as hypothetical. The coding region runs from base 1 to 1725 and encodes 574 amino acids. NCBI's taxonomy places the organism in Eukaryota, Cryptophyceae, Pyrenomonadales, Geminigeraceae. The record is from RefSeq and is a predicted model, not a curated record. The transcript has 8 exons.